Molecule: messenger RNA, 3307 nt
Organism: Cyprinodon tularosa
Lineage: Eukaryota; Metazoa; Chordata; Actinopteri; Cyprinodontiformes; Cyprinodontidae
Gene: mthfr
Product: methylenetetrahydrofolate reductase (NAD(P)H)
Exons: 12
Coding region: 237-2426 (729 amino acids)
Biological process (GO): tetrahydrofolate interconversion
Cellular component (GO): cytosol
Molecular function (GO): FAD binding; methylenetetrahydrofolate reductase [NAD(P)H] activity
Source: RefSeq, a predicted model, not a curated record
AACUCGCUAGGGUCCUUUAAACACCCACCCCAGCAUGCGUCAUCAAUACAAACCUAACGUCUCAAACAUCUUGGAUUAAUCGACACAUGCUUUCAAACAUCAAUACGAAGAGGACGCAUCAGUGUUGUUUUGUUAAAAAUAAUUAACGACCGAUUUGCGUCCAUCUUUGAUACAGGGACCAUAACGGUCCGGCACUUAGUAGCAUCCGUCUGGAAACAAGAACCCCAGAGCCGCCGAUGCAUGAGGUCCUUCUGGAUCUGGAUCCUUCGUUAACAGAUUGGCUCCCUGAACCCCGCAGGGCUGGAGCAGGUAGGCAGUCUGCUCUUUCACAAGAAACCCUUUUGAAUGUGAAUUUAAACGCUGGGUGUUGUAAGGAUCGGUUUUGGGGAGCAGCUGCGUUUGCCGUUUUAGGAUUAGAUCCAAAAACUUUAUUUACCAAAAUGGUGAACCAAGUUCAACAAGUGGAUGGCUGCUGGCAUUCAUGUAAAGGCGACUCGAGCGCAGCCAGCAACAGCAGCGGGGAGAGCUCCAAGGAGAGCUCUCGAUGCUCAACGCCAGUACUAGAUGCAGAUCGCAUUGACCGACUGCGAGAAAAGAUGAGGAAGAGGAUUGAUUCUGGAGAUCAUUGGUUCUCUCUGGAGUUCUUUCCUCCUCGCACAGCUAGCGGGGCUGUCAACCUCAUCUCAAGAUUUGACCGAAUGGGUUCUGGAGGACCCCUCUUUAUUGAUAUCACCUGGCACCCAGCUGGAGACCCAGGCUCAGACAAAGAGACCUCAUCUAUGAUGAUUGCUAGCACAGCAGUGAAUUACUGCGGCCUGGAGAGCAUCCUCCACCUCACCUGCUGCAACCAAACCAAGGAGAAGAUCACAGGCUACCUGGCUAAAGCAAAGCGUCUGGGGCUGAAAAACAUCAUGGCUCUAAGGGGAGAUCCAGUGGGAGACGACUGGGAGGAGGAGGAAGGAGGCUUCAGCUACGCCGUUGACCUCGUCAAACACAUUCGAUCAGAGUUUGAUGAAUACUUUGAUAUUUGUGUUGCUGGCUACCCAACAGGCCACCCUGAGGCAGAAAGCUAUCAGCAGGAUCUCCAGCACCUGAAGCAGAAAGUGGAUGCAGGGGCGGACUUUAUCAUAACACAGCUAUUUUUCAGGGCUGACACGUUUUUGAAGUUCCUGGAUGACUGCAGGGCAAUUGGCAUCACGUGUCCCAUCCUACCUGGAAUCUUUCCCAUUCAGGGAUACCAGUCUUUACGUCAGCUUGUCAAGCUGUCUAAACUUGAAGUACCAGAGGAGAUCACCAAAGUAAUUGAACCCAUCAAAGAUAACGAUGCUGCUAUCCGUAACUAUGGAAUCCACCAGGCAGUGGGGAUGUGUCGCGAACUGCUGGACAGCGGAAAGGUACCCGGCCUCCAUUUUUACACACUGAACCGAGAAGUUGCAACCAUGGAGGUCCUCCGACAGCUGGGCCUCUGGAUAGAAGACCCCAGGCGUCCUCUUCCUUGGGCUGUUAGUGCCAACCCUAAACGGAAAGUGGAAGAUGUCCGACCCAUUUUCUGGGCCUCAAGACCAAAGAGCUAUAUCUACAGGACACAGGACUGGGACGAGUUCCCCAACGGUCGAUGGGGAAACUCUUCAUCUCCAGCUUUUGGGGAGCUUAAUGACUACUACCUGUUUUACUUAAAAAGUAAAUCCUCUAAGGAAGCCCUUCUCCAGAUGUGGGGAGAGGAAUUAAAGAACGAACAAAGCGUCUUUGAGGUCUUCACAUGCUACAUCACUGCCCAGCCAAACCGAAUUGGACAGAGGGUGAUGUGUUUACCCUGGAACGAUGAGCCAUUGGCCCAAGAGACCAACCUUUUAAAAGAUGAGCUUGAGAAGGUGAACAAACGUGGAGUCCUCACUAUCAACUCUCAGCCCAAUAUCAAUGGCAAACCCUCCACAGACCCCAUAGUAGGCUGGGGUCCGCCAGGGGGAUACGUCUUUCAGAAGGCCUACCUUGAGUUUUUCACCUCUAGUGAAAAUGUCUCGGCUCUCCUCAAGGUCCUGAAGAAAUACGAGCCUCGUGUCAACUAUCACAUUGUCAAUGUGCACGGACGUAACAUGACCAACGCACACGAGAUGCAGCCCAAUGCGGUUACAUGGGGCAUCUUCCCAGGCAGAGAGAUUGUCCAGCCCACUGUGGUCGACCCAGUCAGCUUCAUGUACUGGAAGGAUGAGGCCUUUGCUUUGUGGAUCGAACAGUGGGCCAAACUCUACGAAGACGAGUCGCCGUCACGAAUGAUCAUCAAAUACAUCCAUGAUAACUACUUCCUGGUCAAUCUGGUGGACAAUGACUUUCCUCUGGAGAACUGUCUAUGGCAGGUCAUCGACGACAUGUUCGAGCUCCUGGACGCUCCGCCCGACGUGCUCAGCGAUGGGGCCGUUUCAGAAUAAAUUACUGUUUGAAAGAACCUGUUUAGGAAAGAAAUCAUUCAGGAUCCUUUCUCAUUUCACAGUUUUUUUAAGUGCCUUAGUAAAAUGCUAAUGUAUUUAACUGAAUUUUUUUAUAGUGUUUUGUAGAUGCUGAGUGAAUAUGUUAACAUGGAAAAUGUUCUGUUUCAGGUAAAUAGGAAAUGCAGCACAUUUUAGUUAUGGAGCAAUACAGCGACUUAAAAAAAUCUGCGACAUGAUUAGGAAAGAAAGCUAAAUGUAUUUUAUGUAGCACCAGUUUAUAACUAAUGAUGUCUGAUACAGACGGAUCCAGUGAGUAUGAGAAAUAUAUUUUCUCAUUUCAAUCUGAUAAACAGAUUGAGUUGCAUACAUGCCAAUAUUUUUCCAAGUUAUUAAGCUGUUUGAAGGGAACCCUGCGAAGUGUCUUUAAUCACUGACGAAUGGCAAUACCUCCUGAAUGAACCUGUAGAGAGAGGACUGGUAGUAAGAUAUGUUGGAUGAGAGGAGAUUACAGUUAGUUGCAACAAUAGCUCCUUCAUUCUUCUCUCUGAAAGAGUGAUGGGGCUGGAACAUGAGCUUACAGGUGGCAAUAGCUCAGCUGAUGGAUCUCUGGAUGGUGUCAAAGCUCAGCAAAAGUAAAUGAGGGAGUCAAAACGAAAAAAAACAUUUUUACAAAAAAAUAACAAAUAUGGAAAUACCUAAGCACGCACAACUAAAAGCUUGUUAAAGGAAUUUGCAAAUGUAAAAGAUUUUUUCAUACCUGUAUUUUUUUUUUCAGCUGACAUUUUUCUUCCAAACUGCGAGCGGGUCAAAUUUAGAUUAAGUUACCGGUACACACUUUCCACUUUUACCCUAAUUACAAUAAACUGGUAAAAAAAAAAAAA